This is a messenger RNA of Tachysurus vachellii, 1800 nucleotides long. RefSeq names its product ATPase family AAA domain containing 1b (gene atad1b). Gene Ontology annotation, molecular function: ATP binding; ATP hydrolysis activity. The transcript has 11 exons. Gene Ontology annotation, cellular component: mitochondrial outer membrane. The coding region runs from base 264 to 1355 and encodes 363 amino acids. The record is from RefSeq and is a predicted model, not a curated record. Lineage: Eukaryota; Metazoa; Chordata; Actinopteri; Siluriformes; Bagridae.
UAAAUCCGUGCGAAAGACCAAAGCGAGUGCGAGAAGAAGAAAGUGUGUAGUGAAUAAAUCUCAGUGAGUGUCGCGUUUUUGCCCCCUUUGGUCGGCAGUUCUGCAAGAGGAGGGCAGGAAAUGACUGAAAUGCUUACGCAAGCACUAAAUAUCGUGUUCACGCUCGGUACACAAGGUGGCGCUGUGCAUCUGUUCAGGUCAUUAAAUCACCCGAAGAAGUAAACGCGGAAGAAUCGGCGAGUCGUUGAGGCACUUGUGUGACGAUGGUGUUGAAGGACAUACCAGCAGAAAAUAUCACCCGUCCUUUGGGUCGCAAUGAGGUUAUUGGUUUACUCUUCCGCCUUACAAUAUUUGGUGCCGUCACCUACUUUACAAUUAAGUGGAUGGUGGAUGCUAUUGAUCCAACAAGGAAACAAAAGGUUGAAGCACAGAAGCAGGCAGAGAAACUCAUGAAGCAGAUUGGAGUGCACAACGUCAAGCUCUCUGAGUAUGAGAUGAGCAUUGCAGCCCAUCUGGUGGACCCCUUAAGUAUGCAAAUUACAUGGAGUGAUAUAGCAGGCCUCGAUGACGUCAUAACUGAGCUAAAAGACUCCGUCAUACUUCCAGUUCAGAAAAGGCAUCUGUUUGAAGGGUCAAAGCUGCUUCAGCCUCCCAAAGGAGUGCUACUGUACGGUCCCCCGGGCUGUGGAAAAACCCUCAUAGCCAAAGCCACAGCAAAAGAGGCAGGUUUCCGGUUCAUCAACCUCCAGCCCUCCAGUCUGACGGAUAAAUGGUAUGGAGAGUCCCAGAAACUGGCCGCAGCCGUCUUCUCCCUGGCCAUCAAGCUCCAGCCCUCUAUCAUCUUCAUUGAUGAAAUUGACUCCUUUUUGCGAAACCGCUCCAGCUCGGACCAUGAGGCUACUGCCAUGAUGAAGGCUCAGUUCAUGAGUUUGUGGGACGGACUAGACACGGAUUACAAAUGCCAGGUUAUAAUUAUGGGUGCCACUAACCGCCCUCAGGAUCUGGACUCGGCUAUCCUCCGCAGAAUGCCCACUAGGUUCCACAUUAAUCAGCCUAAUAUCAAGCAGAGGGAAUCCAUACUGAAGCUCAUCCUGGAGAACGAGAAUAUCGGGGCUGGCGUAGAACUUCGUGAAAUAGCAAAAAACACUGAAGGCUUCUCAGGAAGUGACCUCAAAGAGAUGUGCCGAGAUGCAGCUCUGUUAUGUGUACGGGACUUUGUGCAUGCUGAAGAAGGUUCAGAGGAAGACUUCAUCCGACCCAUCCAGCAGACUGACCUCCAAAAAGCCAUUGAAAAGAUGAAAAAGUCCAAAUCAGCAGGAACACCAAGUAUGAUGCUGGAUACACCUCUGGACUGAUAUUACUGGACAGGGUGAAUUAUUUUCCUCAGAAGAUAAACACAACCUGUUUAUCACAUGUUUUGUGUAAGAAGGUGCUCUAGAAACAAGAUAUUUGAUCAACUCUCUUUUUGCAAUAUGCCCUUUUUUUUUUUUGCUCUUUGUUCUGUAUCAUUGUGCCUUUUAGGCAUUAGGUUUGCAAAGCACUUGCUGCAUGAGAUAUUAGAAUAUUUAUAAAAUUGUACAGAAGCAAGUAACAUGUAUAUAAAGCACCUGCAUUAUAAUUAAUUUCAGACGGUAAAAAAUAACAACGUAUAGGAAUUGGGAUUCCUAUGUAGUUCUAAAGAUUUUUCUUUUUAUUGGUUCAUUUAGUGAAGUACAUUUACAAAUGCAGUGGAUAUAGUGUCCAUUCUCCUGUAAAGAUCACAGGAUACUUUGUGAUAUUAAAAAUGUACCUAAGAUGUCA